AUGCGUAUUGUGACUAGCCCUUACCAAUUGCAGGCUUUACAAACAGUCUGCCUGCGGGGUACCAAGAUCCAUAAAAGAUGCUACUUAGCCUUCGAAGAAACCAAGCACUUCCAUGAAGCCAACGAGGACUGUAUAGCCAAAGGGGGAACUUUGGCGACACCUAGAGACGGAGAUCAGAACAGCGCCCUUCGGGAUUAUGGAAAAAAGAGCCUCCCAGGGGCUGCGGAUUUCUGGUUGGGCAUCAACGAUAUGGUCAACGAGGGCAAAUACGUGGACGUGAAUGGCAUCGCUAUAACUUAUUUUAAUUGGGAGCGCCCGCCCAGUGGAGGCAAGCGUAAAAACUGUGCCCUUCUCACCCAGGCGUCCCAAGGAAAAUGGGUCGAUGAAGUGUGUCGUAGCUUAAAGAAAUACAUCUGUGAAUUUAUCAUUCCGUAGGGGACACGU
Molecule: messenger RNA, 444 nt
Organism: Nanorana parkeri
Lineage: Eukaryota; Metazoa; Chordata; Amphibia; Anura; Dicroglossidae
Gene: CLEC3A
Product: C-type lectin domain family 3 member A
Exons: 3
Coding region: 1-435 (144 amino acids)
Source: RefSeq, a predicted model, not a curated record